GAAGAGAGCUGCCCUAGCAACUCAGUUGAGGAACCAACCAUGGAAUAGAUGGGCAGGACUUUAGUUGCCGUCUGAAGAAGGCUGUAUCUUGUGAAAGAAACAGUGAAAACGCAUGAGGACAGUGAAAGCGAACAGCGUGGUUGUCGGAAAGGUUUUGAGACGGGACUGUCAGGUAUUUUAAUUCGCAGUUAUAAAGAGACGCGACAGGGUUAAACCUGCAAAUGAAACUUUCCAAAGAAACUAUACGUGGAAUUUUGGGCAUUCAGACACGAAGUGGGAUAUUGUAGACCGUUGUGUCCAUUUACAGUGGAAUGCUCUUAUUGGCAGUGCAGCCUAUGACAUAAUGCAAACUUAUACGUUAGGCUACAUGUUCUUUUAGCAUUCGAAAAUAUUCAAGAAAAUGCCAUUUGUUAGUGUAAAAUCGAGCAGUGUUUACCGUUAUUUCUAAAUGACGUGUUAUCUGCAUUUAAACACGGAUCUGUCUUUCAAACAUAUACGUUGCUGAAAAGACCUUUACUGCGCAGACUUGUUUACUCCUCGAUCUGUACAGGUGGGAGUGCUUCAUCAAAUGUUACUGUUACGAAAACCACGUUUUGCCGAAUUAAAUAAUUUAAGGAGAAAAUUGUCGGUAACCACGUCAUAGGCUACUAUCAUUAGACAGUGAUUUUGGACACAAUGUUUCUGGAACGGCGACUUUGCACAUGUUAAAACUUGUUCAGUGACACAUAGAUAACUUAUUUCACCAAGUCCAUAGGCAAAGUUAAACGCGCUGAAAAGUGAUCCAACGAGUUGCGGAUGUUCCAUUAUGGGACAUAUGAGUGAUAUGUCGUGAGGAUGACCCACAGAAGUAGCCCCGCAAAGGCUUACGAUUUUCUGCUUAAGUUUCUGCUGGUUGGGGACAGUGAUGUUGGGAAGGGGGAGAUCUUGGCAAGUCUUCAGGAUGGAGCCAGUGAAUCACCAUACGGAUACAACAUGGGAAUCGAUUACAAGACAACCACCAUUCUGCUUGAUGGACGGAGGGUCAAACUACAACUCUGGGACACGUCUGGCCAAGGCAGAUUCUGCACCAUAUUUCGGUCUUACUCCAGAGGAGCACAGGGUGUAAUCCUGGUAUAUGACAUCACCAACCGCUGGUCCUUUGAUGGCAUCGACAGAUGGAUCAAAGAGAUUGAUGAGCAUGCUCCAGGUGUGCCCAAGAUCCUGGUGGGGAACCGGCUGCACCUGGCGUACAAGCGGCAGGUGAGCACGGAGCAGGCGCAGGUGUACGCCGAGCGACUCGGCGUCACCUUCUUUGAGGUCAGCCCUCUCUGCAACUUCAACAUCACCGAGUCCUUCACAGAGCUGGCCCGCAUCGUCCUGCUGCGCCACGGCAUGGAGCGGCUCUGGAGGCCCAACAAAGUUUUGAGUCUGCAGGACCUGUGCUGCCGCUCCAUAGUGUCCUGCACGCCAGUUCACUUGGUGGAAAAACUUCCCCUCCCCUUUGCCUUAAAGAGCCACCUGAAGUCCUUCUCAAUGGCCAACGGAUUGAAUACCAGGAUGAUGCAGGGACGCUCAUAUUCUGUCACUGCCAACAGCGCCAACAAGAGGAACAGCCUGAAGAAAUCCAAAUUAAUCCGCCCCCCUCAGAGCCCCUCUCAGAGCUGUGCCAGGAACAGCUGCAAGAUAUCUUAGCUCUGAGGGGGAGGCAGUGUGUUCCUGAUGAAGGCCUGCGCUCUGGAGUUACUGAGCAGGGCCAGAGCGCCAUCUCCGAGGGUCGGCUAGCAGGGGACAGGCUGAGCCACGCCCUUUUCCGAAUGUGCUGCGAGAUCCGCUUCAGAUUUAGCCGCUCCGCGGCGGACUGACUACGGUCUGCAUUUGGAGAUGAGUCACAUAACAAGGGCGUUUUACUUCGAAAUCUGGUCUGAGCCAUUGUUGCUGUUUUAUGUUGAGUAUAAAGCAUUUAUAAUAUAUCAUAAAUGUUUGACUUUUGGCCAGGGCUCAAAAGGAUGGAAGUCGGAGAAUGGAAUAGGUGUAAUAUUACAUCGUUCCAUACAAUACCAGCGAUUCUGUGUAUGAUGACUGUACAAGCUGGACCCUGUAAUUCAGCAGUUUCCCAGAUGGACCUGGGGAUGGUCAUCUUUGAAAUGAAUAUGAGAAUGAAUUAAAGAGAUUAAAUCUAUACUGAAAUUGAAUGGCAGAAAAAAGCAGCUCUUUUAAAAUGUAUUUGAUAUGUAUUAUGUUUGAUACUGUUGUGUUUUAAUGUUUGGUUUGUAUCACAGUUUACUUCUAUAAAAGUGUACAGUAAUGGGCACUGCAGUCCUUCCAAAAGGAAGAUACCAAAGACAUUGAGGUGGCUUAAGAGGAUGUCUGCACGAAAAUGUGUUUUGCAGUUAAGAAGACUAUGACUUUCCAAUAAACAUUGCCACAGGAUAAACAGUUCUUGGCUUGUCUCACUGCUCAAACACCUUUGUUGGAUGAAAGUGAGUAUUAGUUGUUCUCCAAAGUGAAAUGCACAAUGCUGUGAGUGUAAUCAAGAGAUAUAUUACAGUUGUGUGCAAAAUAAGAAAAUAUCAAAUGACUUCAUAUUUUGCCAACAUAAAUAAGAGACCAUGACAUAUACUAUGUCUGAGUAAUCUUCAUGUCCUUUAAGUGUUUAUUUUCAGAAAGCCUAGGUUUUUUGUACUGGCUUACACUGAAGACCUACUAAUCUGGGGGUGGAUCAGCUACUUGAAAAUUCAAUAUUGCCUUUUUAAUAUUAAUAUCAGGGCUAAAUUGCCAUCCAUAUCAUUUCAAGCAUGUAACCCCUCAAAUGCCGUUUUCAACCUUUGUUCAGUUAAACGUAUACUCCAUUACCCAUUGUAGCUGUAUUGGAUGAUGAAAAGAUAAUGUAAAAAUAAUGUUCUCAGAACAUGGCUAUUGACUGGGACAAGAAUGGGAACACAGCCUAAGAGAGGGGCCAACUCAGCAAAUUAAACGUAAGUAUUAGAGUUCACUCUUGUUCACGUUUUCAUGCUGAUUACAAGUGGAAAUGCUAUAGUCCCAUAUUUGAUGGAUUAUUAAAUAGUUAGAAAUUGAUAGUUCGUUGUUUCAUUUUACAUGAAACCUUUAGAAGAAUUGAUAAUACCAGUGGAGCCAAUUAAGCUAAACACUUAAUUAUUCACUAAGUGGGGUUACAGUUUAGUUUUGAUUAAACUUGUUAAGGAGUAAUUCCUUAUGAUUUUGAAUAUGAAAAAAAAGAACAUGAAUUGUCCAUCUUUAUCAGUGCUACUGACUCCAGGUCCUGCAGACUGCAGUGUCUGCAGGUAUUUUCUCCCGCACUACACCACCUGAUUUCACACAUUUUUUUUACCUCCAUUGUUCAGCAAGUAAGCUCAUUGGUGAAAUAAGGUGGUAUUGUGCAUGGUUGGAGAAAAUAUCUGCAAACACUGCAGGACCUGGAGUUGAGUGGCUUUUUCAUUUAACAAUUUUAAGCCACAACAUCAAAAUGUAAUACUUUGUAAAAUGUUUUACUCAAUGUGAAUUUUACAGAGAAAUAAAAUCAAGUUCCCUUGUA
Anguilla anguilla (European eel) is the source of this 3532-nucleotide messenger RNA. It is a transcript of the gene rab40b, whose product is annotated as RAB40B, member RAS oncogene family. Gene Ontology annotation, cellular component: plasma membrane; synaptic vesicle; endosome. The record is from RefSeq and is a predicted model, not a curated record. Lineage: Eukaryota; Metazoa; Chordata; Actinopteri; Anguilliformes; Anguillidae. The transcript has 6 exons. Gene Ontology annotation, molecular function: GTPase activity; GTP binding. Bases 835 to 1671 code for a protein of 278 amino acids. Gene Ontology annotation, biological process: protein localization to plasma membrane; intracellular signal transduction.